Messenger RNA from Symbiodinium pilosum, 2922 nucleotides. Lineage: Eukaryota; Dinophyceae; Suessiales; Symbiodiniaceae. The record is from the annotation of a GenBank genome assembly.
AUGCGCCAGGAAACAGAGUACCAGAUAAUGGACUUCAGAAUCAAGCAGGCAGAGCUUUGGCGAGAAGAUGUCCGAGACAUCAUUGGACUGACUUCAGUGAAAAUGGACACCUACCUCAUCGUGAAUGCUGUGCAGUUAGGCUUCACAGUCAUGGCCUUCUGCGAAGGACGCCUAGCCAGCGGAACCCCAACCUGGCUGGUAGGCUGCCACACGCUGUCGCUGGCAGGGGCGUUCAUGUACCUGCUGAUGUCUGUCUGGUUCUCUAUGCAUGCUUCCAUCACGGCCAAGAGCUAUGAAACGCGGCUUCUCACUCAGCUUGUACGACUGCCUGUGCCUUCCUGGGCGCAGCUCGAAGCGGCGCGGACAUAUGGCUCUACUUUUGAGAAGACCAAGACAGCCCAGAUGUUUCGAGUCCCCUUUGCCAUGGGUACCCAGCAGCGAGUCUUGGGUGAGCCGUCAUCGAGCUCCACACCCGCCCUGGAAGACCAGCAAGGUUCAGCAGGCGAUGCUCCAGCAUCCUCAGCAGAUCUUUGGGGCCUCGAGGGCAGCGGUGAGGAGAUUUACGAGCUUGAUGGCAAGCUCCGCACUGACCCAGCAUCUCAACGACACCUGCAGUUGAUCAAGCAGGUGAUGCACUACUGGCAGUCAUAUGAUGGCUUCGCACGCGUGGCCAUGAGCAUGGGCACCAAUCAGUUGAUCCUGGGCCUCUCAUACUAUGUGAUUGGCUAUGUGCUGAUCUCUAACAAGGCCAUUAUUGCCUGCUGGCUGGUUGUCCUCCUCUUCAUGGUCAUCGCCACAGCGCUGAUUCGCUUGGACAUGUCCCUGACCGGCUUUGAGUUCCGGGCAGCAAUGGUCCUGGUUUUUGCCGGGCCAACUCUGACAGCCCUGGCAGCCCAGCAGUGGCGGCUACACACAGUGAAAGGCUACGAGAUGGUGCACCUCCUUGCGCCUCUGCCUUACGCAGCGGAGGCUGCCUGGCUGAUGCUCCUGCUCUACAUUAGCAAGGUGCAGGAGCAGGAGGGUGGAGCCACACUUCCAACUGGCUUCCGAUCUGUGAUGUACAUUGAUGUCUUUGGCUGGAUUAAGCGCGCUCGUGCUCAGAAGCAGGCCGAGGAGCCUCUGUCGCCCAAAGAGACUCACCGGCUGCCGUCCCCCGCAGAGGCUGCAGUGCCGCAGCCAGGAAGGGGACCAGCCCUGGAGGCGGUUCACUACGAUGGCCGGAUCCUCAAAGGCCCCGCCCCACGGCGGCCAGAGACACUGCCAGGUGCUGCAAAGCCCCCUCCAGAGACGUUGGCUACAAAAGAGAUGUUCGACCCGACCACGUUUGUUCCGCGUGAGAAGGACGGACAGCAUGCGAAUCACGCAGAGGACAUCCACCCGUACCUUAAGCCGGGCGUAGUUCCCUGGCGCAUCUUCUGCUCGGCGACCACGUUGCUGCUUGUGCUAUGGUGGAUCUCUGGAGUGCUCAUCCUCCUUCAGUCCUCCGGCUGGUCCGCGCUGCGCGUUUCGCCGCUUCUCCAUGACACGGAGGAGGGUCCAGCACCAAUCGAGCAAACCCACACUGCCGCGUUCCUGCUAGAGGAGGCCGCUAUUCAGCCGCAUCCUGUGGCGGAGUCUUUGCAUGGAGAGCACAUUGCCACCUUCUGGCCUCCAGGGGCCUCCCCCAGGCAUCUGUCGUGUGCUUCGGCAGAUGGGGCCGUGCGCUUUGCUGCCAGCAGCCGCUUUGGCCUCUUCGAGGCCACACUGAACACCGGCCUGAAGAGCAAUGCCAGCCGCCCGAGCAACUCCAGUGCCGAAUUCCGCUUCGCUCCAGUCUGUGAUGACCUCGAAGGCGAGGCUCUGCAGGAUCUUAGCGUGCUGUGCAGCGGCAAGGACUGCCAUGCCCAGGUGCUGCAUCGGCAAGGACAGCGCCUUGCCUCCUGCAGCCUGGGCACAGCGACCCAUGCUCCAGAGGCCGUGAUGUCGCUAGGCGAUACCUGGCUUGGCCAGGGGGACGCGGCCCGAGACGAAGCUCAAGAAGAGGUCUCGUCCCUGGCUAUGAUGGAUCGUUGUGUCGGCAGUAGUCAGCGUUGUGCCUACGCAGAGACAACGGGCGGGCGACUCGUAGAGCUCAAGUCUGGGCUGGCGCAAGGCUCCGCAGACUGGCUGCCAACCCGGGUGCUUCUGGCAGAUGUGGGCCGUGCGGCCAUGCGCAAAGGCGCUGCCCUGCACACACUUGGAGACCGCUACCUGGCGAUGCUGGUGACUGGCGGGCAGGAGCUGCGAAUCUUCGACCUCCGUCAGUCAGGUAAGCUGCUUCAGCGCUACCCUCUGCCAGCACAGAAGCAGUGGCGUUCCAUGUGCAGUGCGGGCAGCAACCUCUUCCUCCUUUCAGAGGACCCAGCAGAGGCGGCGCAGAUCUUCCGCUUCCCACUUCCGCAGUCGCUGCUGCCCCCCGCACAGAUGAAGCCGAAAGUUCUGCAGGAGAAGGCAGGGGCUGCGCCAACAUCUGCUCCGAUGACCUUAGCAUCGGCCUACACGCAGACGCUGCCCAAGGAGCCUCACCUCACGGACUCCGCAAAUGCCAGUGAGCACAAAGCUGUGCCUUGGUUUGCUGCCAAGCAGGUCUCCUUAGAAAGCCACCAGGCCGCAGCCAAUGCCUCUGCACCGGUCUCCAAGACAAGCUCAGAAAGUGUGAAGGACGCCUCCAUCGCCCCAGCUGCAGAAACGAGGGCCACAGAGGCGCUGCCUAGCCACAAGGACAACAGCAGCUCAGCACAUGCUGUGCCAAUCUUCGCCGCAAAGCGCGUAUCUCUUGAAGAUGAAGCCUUGGCCGCUGCUCCGAGCAGCAAGCCGUCUGCGGCCAAAGGGGCUUUGCGAGAACGCCGUUCCGUUCGCAAGUCUGCAAUGGCAGGCAAGGGCGUCCUGAGCGCGCAUAAUUGA